GUCUUGUCUGAAGGAAUCGUGCGAGUGUGUUUUUCUAUCUACUUUGUGUGUUUCUGGGUGGUAGUCAUGUAAACGCAGAUCUAGAAAAUGGGUCCCCAGAAAGGCACGCGUAUUGAUAACUUCAGUGGUUCUAAAGACAGAUAUAUUGAAUAUUUAGAAGCCAAUGUCUAUGACUUGCGAGAAGAGCUCAAGAAAUUGCGUCCGAAAUCCACUUCCGCAGCAAGCCGCGGCCUAGAGCUGCAACACGGUCUCUUAACAAGCGUUUUCGAAACUCCUAAAGCCCAAGUUCCGGAACAAAAACCUCCAUGGAAGACAGCGCUUCUGCCGUUGAUAGAACGCAUCCCAACCACAGAAGCCGGAUGGAGACAAAGGAGGGAAACUCUGCAAAUGGUAACCGAGGCUGACGUUAUUGCCUCUAUUAAGUGUUUGACACGCUCCUCAUCACCCUAUAUGCCACACGAAAACAACGAGACAUCGGAGCAUAGUAUGACUUCAAUUGCUAUCGUUAAAAAUUAUCGCAAUUAUACGGCUAUACUCAAUCAGCAUCGGGAACGGUCAACGCAAAUUUUCCAUUUCGGCACACUGCUAUAUAUCUGCUGCUGCAUCGUAGCUCUAGAAACGGGAGCUGACAAAUAUGCUGUCGAGGAAGAUAUGAGGGCAUUUCUUUCAUCCAAGGCAGGGUCAGCCUAUUUGCGUGAAGUCCGAAGAGGUGCUCUGUGGGUGAUCCAAAGGAUCAAAGAGCUUGUCUCUAGUGGUCUUGAGCAUCGCGCCUGGGAACUGUUCUUCCUUUGCGGUAUGCAUAUCCAUGCGUAUCAGAAGUGCGUGCAUCACAGAGAUUCAUCGGAUUUUACCAGACUUGUCCCAAUUUGCAGCCCACCCGAAGAGGUACAGGCUCGUAUCCCUUUUAAUAUUCCGAUCCUUGUUUGGAAGAUCAGCCGCGGGCAGUGGAGUAUCGAGGUUGUUAAUACAGCAUUGGGGACAGAGGUGUCCAUAUCUGAGGUCGACGCAUGGGACGCGGCCUUUUCCGCUUACGAAAUUGAACGUCCGACGAUGGGACGCCCUUCGAAACGCCGCAGAAUAGAAAAAACUACUUCUGAGAUCACUGCCGACGGGUGCGAAGAACAAGACAUGGCAUUGGAUGGCAACGAGGCAACGGACGGCAACCAGGGUUUGCAUAUCUCAGUCGACGCUGCAGAGAUGCAUUCGCAAGACGCACGCACCCAGGUGAUCAGGGAUAGCACACACCCACCAGCUACUGAAUAUUCGCCUGACUCGAUAUCGCGCAGGUCUUUUAUGAAUCCUUCUUUUAUGGAUGACCUUCACCAUUGGAACCUAGGUGGAGACGACUUUGUGGCCACAGGAUAUGACUGUUAUUUCAUCGAAAUCGCUCCCAACAUCCACGAGCUAAUUCACAGCGCGCAAAAGUUCACAAUCGACCAUAUCCCGAGAGUAACAGCCAACGUGGACCACAUACUCAGCUAUGGAGCUCGGCUUGAUGUUGACCAGCAUGGGCCUAUUGCAAAAGCACGGAUUUUCGAGUUGCAAUGGCCAAGUGUCCUCGACAGGAAAAUGGAUGAAGCCAUCAAGUCGCUGGUGUGUUCUUCCCCUACUUAUGGAAAUGCCCGUGCUAACUAAGAAAGUACCUCAAUGUCCAAAUAGUAGCUAGGCAGCCGUCCUAUGACUGGGAGGCGCUGUUAGUCCAUUUGGAAUUUGGCCGCGUGAGAGCUCCAGACAGUGUACUCUGUAGCAUAUUCAUACCCGUUAGGAUGGUCGAGAGCGAUGAGAAUAGGCGUGUUCAGUUUGAAAGUGAUGAGGUUGGGACUCUGAUGGCCAUUAAGACAUGGCCCCCAUUGG
This is a messenger RNA of Hypoxylon trugodes, 1854 nucleotides long. RefSeq lists its product as uncharacterized. The transcript is spliced from 3 exons. The record is from RefSeq and is a predicted model, not a curated record. NCBI's taxonomy places the organism in Eukaryota, Fungi, Ascomycota, Sordariomycetes, Xylariales, Hypoxylaceae. The coding region runs from base 88 to 1635 and encodes 515 amino acids.